AAGACUCCAUGGCCCAAUGGAUAAGGCGCUGGUCUACGAAACCAGAGAUUCUGGGUUCGAUCCCCAGUGGAGUCGACUAUUUCAUUAUUUUUGUACCGCCAUUAUUUUUUCCCUUUUUCUUAAAAAAAAAAGGCAAAAAGUACUUUCUUCCCACCUAUCCUAAAAAUCUAGGACAGAAGUUCCACGACCUCAAACCGUCCACGUGUACUCCAACGAGUGGCUAAUCAAAUUCUUUCAUAUAAAAAGAUAAUCCACCAGAAAAAACAAAAAACAAAUAAACUAAAAAAAAAAACCUCACAAAAUUCUCAAAUAAUCUUCACCAAUGGCAAUUUCUCCCUCAAAUUUGUUCUACCCACUUCAAAACACCACCAAAUUCACCAUUUCCAAAGCUUUUCACCAUUUUCUCUCUCCUCCAAAGCUCAUAAUCCUCCAUUCCUCUGCUUUUCCUUCCCCUGUUUUAGAAGAAGAGCCUUCCCCUGUUUUACCCCUUGUUGAAUUUACCUAUAAUAAUCCAAAUUCUGAUCUCCAACCUCUAAAAUCAGAUGAAAAGAACAUAAAUCAACUAAUUAGAGAGCUGUUGAAGGAUCCAAGGACUGAAAAUCUGGGGUUGGAGUAUUAUGAGAAGGCGAAAGCGGGUUCGGAAUUUCAUCCACAAAAAGCAACCAUCAAGGCUUUGUUAAGGUACUUAGUGAAGUCAAAGAAAUGGGAUUUGGUUUCAAUGAUGUGUAAAGAUAUUAAAAAGUGGGAAAUUUUGCCUGAUAUUUUUUUUUGUGCUAGAUUGGUUAGUUCUUGUAUUAAAGCUAGGAAGUUUAAAGUUGCUGAUUUGUUGUUAGAAUGCUUUGAAUUUGAACAAAAAGUUGCUUCUUUUGCUUAUGAUUCUGCUUUGAGAAGCUAUAAUAAGCUUCAUUUGUAUGGAAUUACAAUUGAAUUGUUUGAAAAGAUGAGAUUAAAGGAGAUUGUUUUGGAUCCUGGAGGUUAUGUUUUGGUUAUGGAAGCUUAUAUGAAAUUGGGGAAUUUCAAGAAAGUUGUUGAGGUUUUUAGUGAAUUGGGAGAUAUUAAUAAGGUUGAAAAUGUUGAUAAUUUGUCUAAGAUUUACGGGGUUUUGAUAGAUGCAUUGGGGAAAUCAGGGGAGCCUUUGAAAGCUCUUGAGCAAUUUGAGCUAAUGGAUGAGAAGGGGAUUCCUGUGAAUGCCUCAAUUUACGCUUCGUUGAUCGGUUCGUUGGCCGAAGAUAAAGAGAUUGGUGUGGUUGAGAGACUCGUUGAGGAAGCGGAAUCGAAUCGAAUGUUGAAGGAUCCAGCAUUGUUUUUAAAGCUGGUGGUCAUGUAUGUUGAAGAAGGUUUGUUGGAGAAGACCUUAGGUGUUGUGAAGAAGAUGAAGGCGGCCAAUCUGAAGAUUUCUGAUUGUAUUUUUUGUGCAAUUGUUAAUGGUUAUGCCAAAAAAAGAGGGCUUAAAGAGGCAGCAAGAGUGUACCAAGAGCUUACUUUAGAAGGGUGUGAGCCGGGGCAAGUGACAUAUGCAUCUAUAAUCAAUGUUUACUUUCGUCUUGCGUUGUUUUACAAGGCUAAGAUUGUGUUUAAUGAGAUGCAACAAAGGGGCUUCGACAAAUGUGUGGUGGCUUACUCGACUAUGAUUGCGAUGUAUGGUAAGACGGGGCAAUUGAGAGAGGCGAUGACACUUCUAGCCAAGAUGAAAGAGAGAGGGUGCGAGCCUAAUGUAUGGGUGUACAAUACGCUUAUUGACUUACAUGGGAGGGCGAAAAAUAUGAGGCAAGUAGAGAAGUUAUGGAAGGAGAUGAAGAGGAGAAGGGUGAAACCUGAUCGAGUGAGCUACACUAGCAUUAUAGGAGCUUACUCUAGGGCGCAAGAAUAUGAAACUUGCACUGUGUUCUAUGAUGAAUAUCGAACAAAUGGUGGAGGGGUCGAUCUAGCUUUGGCCGGGAUGAUGGUGGGUGUCUUCUCAAAGAUCAAUAGGAUUGAUGAAUUGAUUAAGCUAUUGCAAGAUUUGAAAGCCGAGGGAAUUCAGUUAGAUACUAGACUCUAUAAAUCCGCUUCAAAUGCUUUGAGAGAUGUUGGGUUAGAAAUGCAAGUUAGAUGGUUGGAAGAGACGUUUGGGAGGCCUUCCAUGAUUUUGAAUAGUGGGAAAAUCAGAAGGCCAGUUCCGUUUUAAGCAUAAAGCAUUCAAGAGCAAGCAGUGUAAGUAACAAUAUAUUUUGUUGUACAGAAUUUAUGCAGCUGUAUAAUGUUAAUGAUCAAUGCAUAUUAUACGUAAAUAUCAUGAUGUGUAGAGCUGUUUGGUACAUAAUAAGCAUUACCUGAAUCACCGUUAUGCAUCAAUGAGAGCUAGAUUGAGUGGAGAAAA
This is a messenger RNA of Chenopodium quinoa (quinoa), 2359 nucleotides long. RefSeq names its product pentatricopeptide repeat-containing protein At5g13770, chloroplastic-like. The coding region runs from base 323 to 2167 and encodes 614 amino acids. The record is from RefSeq and is a predicted model, not a curated record. Lineage: Eukaryota; Viridiplantae; Streptophyta; Magnoliopsida; Caryophyllales; Amaranthaceae. Gene Ontology annotation, molecular function: protein binding. The transcript has a single exon.